UUUUUAAUUUUUCACACUUGGUCAAAAACUUCUCGAAUAUUGUCAGUGCUUCGGAUCUGACUGUGCUGUUGUGAUAAUAAAUUUCGACACGUAUUUUGGAAGUACGUGGUAUUCGAUGUAUGCAUUGGUCAAACUGCGAAAGUCGGGACGUGACAACUUAAUUUGUUGUCAAGGGUAUUUGUAAUUGUUGAAAUAUACAUCAGUGCUCUCAUAAAAGAAAUUCUUGAGGGUAACAGAAGAAACGAAGGCACAAUGCUCUGAUGAUACUUCAAAGAUUGAAGUAUGCGAAUCAGUUUCAGAAAGAUAAGAGCGCGAAGCCACUACGUCAUUUAAUAGCUGGGAGUAGCUUGGAGCCAGCCUGAUAGUCGCAAUUCCGACUACUUGAAUCGGAUCUUGGUAUCAGGGUCCGGUGCUAAGCUGGAAAUAUUUGGUAUGAUAUUUAGUCGUAGCGAUAUAACGUAUGUUGCUGACAUUUAUCUGUGAUAUUUUUGAUAACCGGACAUGCAAUGAGUCUCACAGGCAACACUGAUGCAAUAUCAAGAAGCCGUUUAAAUUUAUAAUAGUUGCCGUUAGUUUCCACGAUUUGGAAUCCGAUCCAUACUUUUUUAUGUUGUAAAACAGAAGAAGCUGCAUCCUUUAUUUGUUAGUUACUCAGACACAUUUAGUGCAACGUCGAGUCACACAUAUAAAGUGCCGAAAAUUUAACAGUAAAAUUGAAGUACAUAAAUGAUUUGUCUUUUCCAUAAUAGAGAGUGUAUUAUUUGCGUUAACAGAUAUUUUACACUAUUGUAUGAAGUCCCAUGCAUUUCCUAUGCUUUCAAAAUUCUGCUACUAAAGUAAUGGUCUACUAAAUAUAUAAUUGAGAAUAUCUCUUCAAGCAUGUCUUCGUUAUCUGUUGAAGAUAUCAAAACGACGGGGACAAGUUUGUCCCCAGAGGAUGAGGUCAUGAAGGAACUGGAGUGUCCAGUAUGCCUUGAUUUCAUGUAUGAGAAUAUACGUAUGUGUGAAGCUGGACACAACAUUUGUUUUGGAUGUUCUGACAAGCUAAACAUAUGUCCUCUUUGUAGAAAGAAUAUGCUUGUAGGGACGCGAAAUAGAGCACUGGAGAAAAUGGCAUCACGGAUGACUUUCCCAUGUCGAUACCACACUGCAGGAUGCUCUGAAAGCUAUCCUGCAACUCUGUUAAGUCAGCAUUUGCUGGUGUGCCCUCGUCGCCCGUACUCUUGUGCAGUAGAUGCUGCUAAUUGUAAUUGGAAAGGUCAACUGCAUCAGAUGGUUUCACAUUUACAAGAGGAACACCAUGAGCAGCUCUGGGCAGAACAGAGUGUGACAUUUGUGUACACAAAAUUUGAUGGUACAAAUAUGGAUGUGCUGCAUGUGCUGGGAGGAGAAAUGUUCCUUAUCCAUCGUCGUAUUGAUACAACCAAACAAUUGUUUUAUGCAACAGUCCAGUAUUUGGGUCGAGAAGAAAAUGCAAAGCAGUUCAAGUAUACAGUGAGGAUUUUUCGCCUUGAUGGAAGAAAAAGUGUGUCCUAUCAAGAUAUGACAUUUCCUGACACACAGAAUGUUGACACUAUACUUGAAUCUGCCAAUUGUGCUUGUUGGUGUAUGGACUUUGUGCGAAGCUUCAUAACAAAUGGUGAACUGUGGUGUACAGUUGAAGUUUCCUAUUUGUAAGGUUCGUGUGAUUCUGACUACAUAGUAAAGUAACUCAGUCUUAAAAAAAUUAACAAAAGAAAGUUGUACUACCUUUUAAGUUAAUGGUAAGCUACGGUGUUUGAGAAUAGAGCCAGCUAAAAGACUAAGUAUAAUAUGUAUUGUAAUUAAGAGCUGUGUUCUAAUGGUAUUUCUGUAUGUUGUAUAUGAAUGAUUUUCUUAUGCAUUUGUUAUUACUUGAGUUGUCUCACCAAUACAUUUAUGUCAUGUUGCAAGGACCAGAAAAUUUAUAGCAUUUGAUGCUGAAUUCUAUAUUAUAUGUGGCUCAAAGCCAUCUGUUGAUUAAGGAUGUGUGUUAUUUUCUCGAGGCAAUAUUUGUACUUUGUACAUUGUAACUGUUGUAAAUAUAGAUGGAUGUUCAAGCUGAACACAAAGUAUUAAUGUUGUGACUGCAUAUUUUGGAAUAAAUAUAUUUUAUGUAA
Messenger RNA from Schistocerca gregaria, 2138 nucleotides. RefSeq names its product E3 ubiquitin-protein ligase sina-like. Lineage: Eukaryota; Metazoa; Arthropoda; Insecta; Orthoptera; Acrididae. The transcript is spliced from 6 exons. The coding region runs from base 880 to 1677 and encodes 265 amino acids. The record is from RefSeq and is a predicted model, not a curated record. Gene Ontology annotation, cellular component: cytoplasm. Gene Ontology annotation, molecular function: ubiquitin protein ligase activity; ubiquitin conjugating enzyme binding; zinc ion binding. Gene Ontology annotation, biological process: proteasome-mediated ubiquitin-dependent protein catabolic process; multicellular organism development.